Phyllopteryx taeniolatus (common seadragon) is the source of this 8664-nucleotide messenger RNA. RefSeq names its product cytohesin-1. Bases 1715 to 2731 code for a protein of 338 amino acids. Gene Ontology annotation, biological process: regulation of ARF protein signal transduction. Gene Ontology annotation, molecular function: guanyl-nucleotide exchange factor activity. The record is from RefSeq and is a predicted model, not a curated record. The transcript is spliced from 12 exons. Lineage: Eukaryota; Metazoa; Chordata; Actinopteri; Syngnathiformes; Syngnathidae.
GCCAUUUGCUUACCCAGACGUCCAGGUUGUUCACUAAACCCACAAUUAUUUUGUGCGGAAAUAUACUACUGUAUUUCAUGGCCACAAAUUACCAUUUUGUGCUCACGCUAUGUCUACCGUGGCCACAAUUUAUUUUUUUUAUUUAUUUUUUUUGCACCCGCCCUAUGUCAUGUCAGGUUCGGCACAAUUUUCUCUCCCCCCCCCCCCCCCCCCCAUUGCGUUAUUAUUAUGUACAAGUUCAUAUUGAAUUCAACCCCACUGUUCUGGUUGGUCAGCGCAUUUGUUGGCGGGGGGAGUUUUUUAACUCCCGGUUCAACGUUGCACUUGUUCUUUGCCACGUGUUAGUUGAAUUAAUGAAUUUGAGCUCUAUGCAAUUUGUUUUCCUAGCUGCCAGUCACCUCCCCAAACUGGACGGAGACUCAGGAAGCCAUCCCGUUUGUACUGUCCGCCAUUGCAAGCGUUUUAUAUACGUCUAGCGUGCCGGGAAAACUAGACCAGGCUUUCCACAAAAUGGGGUCAUGUACUGUACAAAUAACACAAAAGACGCUAAUUUACAGCAAAAAAAAAAAAAAAAAAUGGAACCCACUUCCCACAGUGUUGGGACCCCCCUGCACCAACAUCAUGACACAAAAUGCAUUUGAGUGUACAGUCCUCCCAUACUGUAAAGAUUUGCCCCUUCUUUCCAUUCUAGAGAUUUUGCCUUGAAUUGGCUAUAUAAAUAUAUAUAUAUAUAUAUAUAUAUAUAAAAUAGUGUUAUGAAUAUAUGGAAAAGACAUGUUUAAUGGUUCAGUUGGUGGGUGUUCGCCUGCACACGCGUUUUGUCGAGAGGCCGCACAGCCCCCGAAACAGACUCACCGCAUUGUGUUCGCACCUGUUGGAAUUAAAAUAAGGUGCAAGAAAAAAACUUUUUUUUUUUUUUUAAGAUGCUGCUGCUGUUUUUUGUUUGAUUGGGAGUCAAUAAGUCCUUUCCUCCCCCUUUGUUCAUUCCUUCCUUUAAUACCAUCCUUGUUUCCUUCCAUCUAUCAUCCUUCCUAUCCCUUCUUUCCAUAUAUUCUUCUUUCCUGCCCUCCAUUCUGUCCUUCCUGUCCUUCCCUCCUCUCCCUUCCUCAAUUUUAUUCCAUCCUUCAUUCCUUCCUCUCGUAUCAUGUUUCCUUGCAGCCUCUGGAGCUGUAACGAACGCAAUAAAAUAAAAGGACUGCAAAUACAUUGCUUCGGACAAACUAUUAUGGUAAGAUUUAUCAGUUGCAUUGAAAAUGUAAGCAUUAAAAAAAAAAAAAACACCGCCCAACUUUUUGCAAAGGUGAAGUUGGAGGGUGACGUCACGGAGGAGGUGGGCGGGGCCUGCGCGCGUGUCCGCCAACCGGCGGCGUCAGAAGUCAAGCUGCUCUCGUUUUGUCAACGCGUCCACAAAACGUGAGUUAGGUUGGGCUUGUUCUGUGUUUCGGAGUGAAAAGGACCAGGGUGAGGACCGAGGAGGCGGAGGAACCGAGCGCGAGAGACGAAGCAGGUUUCCGGCUCCCUUCGGGCGGUUCGCUGACGGCCGCCGCCGCCCCGCCGCCUUCCCCGGCCACUGAGACGCCCUCACGCCGCCUGAGGAGCACCACGAUGGAGGGAGACCCUCCAGUGCCGGACGACCUUACUCCGGAGGAGCAGCAGGAACUGGAGAACAUCCGCCGGCGCAAACUGGAGCUGAUGGAGGACAUUCAGGAAAACCAUGCAAAGGAACAAACAGGUGGCCAUGGGCCGUAAGAAAUUCAACAUGGACCCCAAAAAGGGAAUUCAGUUCCUCAUCGAGAACGACCUGCUGAAGAACACCAGCGAUGACAUCGCUCAGUUCCUCUGUAAGGGGGAGGGCCUGAACAAAACCGCCAUUGGGGAUUACCUUGGGGAAAGAGAUGAAUUCAACAUACAGGUCCUCCACGCUUUUGUUGAGCUUCAUGAAUUCACAGACCUCAACCUGGUUCAGGCCUUAAGACAGUUCCUGUGGAGCUUCCGGCUACCGGGAGAAGCCCAGAAGAUCGACCGCAUGAUGGAAUCCUUCGCUCAGCGCUACUGCCAAUGCAACCCCGGCGUUUUCCAAUCCACAGACACCUGUUACAUCCUGUCGUUCGCCAUCAUCAUGCUCAACACCAGCCUUCACAACCCCAACGUGAAGGACAAGCCCACCGUGGAGCGCUUCAUCUCCAUGAACCGGGGGAUCAACGAGGGAGGAGACCUACCCGAAGACCUGCUCAGGAAUCUGUACGAGAGCAUCAAGAAUGAGCCUUUUAAGAUCCCAGAGGACGACGGCAACGACCUCACGCACACCUUCUUCAACCCAGACAGGGAAGGCUGGCUGCUAAAACUUGGAGGAGGCCGCGUAAAGACUUGGAAGAGGAGAUGGUUCAUCUUAACUGACAACUGCCUCUACUACUUUGAGUACACGACGGACAAGGAGCCGCGAGGGAUCAUCCCGCUGGAGAACCUGAGCAUCAGAGAGGUGGAAGACAAGAAGCCUAACUGCUUUGAGCUUUUCAUCCCCGACAACAAGGAUCAGGUGAUCAAGGCGUGCAAGACGGAGGCCGACGGCCGCGUGGUGGAGGGCAACCACACCUUCUACCGCAUCUCUGCCCCCACCACCGAGGAAAAGGACGAAUGGAUGAACAGCAUCAAAGCCGCCAUCAGCAGGGAUCCUUUUUACGAGAUGCUGGCCGCCAGGAAGAAGAAGGUGUCGUCCAUGAAGAGACACUAAAGGAGCUGCUCCACGCUGGCCAUGUUGCACUUGGGAGCAGAUGGGGCCGGGGGUCUCCUAGCUUUUUGGACUCAGCUGGCCAGGAAGCCAAGAGGCACGCUGGGCGUUCAGGAUCAGAGUCGGGGGGGGGGGGGGGUACAAGCUGCCCACUGCUUUCUAAAAAAACUAAACAAAACCAGGAACAAAACACUGUUAUGCAGCCCCCCCCCCCCAACACCCCAACACCCGCUCCACCCAGCACAUUAAACUCAGCAGGUCUGAACACGUGUGGCAACAAAGUACUUCUCAUAAGGAAAAGAACAUUUCGAAAAGGCUUCAAUGUGUCUGGACAAGUAUUUUUACAGCUUUACUCUUUUUUUUUUUUCUUUGCUUUUGUAUGCAAAUGUUGGGAAUGCCAACAAUUGGGUGACUUUAUAGGAGGGGGGGAGGGGAAACGCACCAAAACUUGCAAAUUGAGUUUUCCCCUUGUUUGGUGUUGAAAUGUGAAAUGCUGCUGGUUAGCGAUAGAAAAUCAGCCCUGUAUCCUAAUAAUAACUCAAUAUAGCACAGUGCUACAGGUUGUUGAUGCACAAGUUGCAUAUGGAAGCUUUAAAGAGCCACCGGUGGAUGUUUGACUAUGGCUUGUCCUCGUCUCAGGUUUACAACCAAAAACACGUCUUUUCAUGAUUUUGAGUGCCUGAUGAUUCUUACGCUUCCACUCCUUCCAAUGCACUAACACGUAGAGAAUUCAAAGAAAACAAUCAUAUUGCUAGUCAGUAUUGGUUUAUUUAUCGACUGUGUUGUACAUACUUAAAUGUAUAGUGAGUGUUUGUUUUUCAAGGUUUGCUUUACUCUUAGUCGUCUCAUCUUUUUUUUUUUUUUAACCCUGUUCAUAAACAUUCUAUUGUUGCCAUUUAAUUGAGUUAAAAUUAAAAACCAAAAUUAAUCUGUAGAAAGUGUAUGGUUGUUUAUUACUCUGGCCAGCAGGGGGCAGUAUGUAACUAAUAAGUGCAACCUAAGGGCAGGUUUAUUAAAAUCCUGAACACUCAAUCCCUAAUAAUACAAGAGACCACUUGUUGGAUGUGCAAGGAUACUAAAAAUACUACUUUCCUAUAAAUUUACACACUAUUAUAUCUACUUUGACUAAAACAUCUGCCUAUUUUUCUAGCCUGAUGCCAUUUCACUGCUUUAUUUUUUUAAAUUUUGUACAGCUCCCAAAACUGAGGCAGCGGGACUACGAGUAAGAUACGAUAGGAUGCCUGGAAAAGCAAUCAAUAGAAAUGACCCCCCCCCCCCCCACUCAAUGGAGUGAGCACUCAUGCAGUAAAUAUCAGGUCUGAAGGGGGCGGGGGGCACAGAAAAACAAUGAUGAUGCGACCUCCAUCACGCGCAACCUUGAAUUUUAGUAUGUCACGUGGAUUAUUAUGAUUCUGUUGGUUAAAUUGUUUCGUGUGCAGCGGCGUGUGGGGGAAAAUGGUGACCUGUGACUCCUCGUGAGCCAUUACCACCACCAGCAGACAUGCUGGAAAUAUUUUAUCACGUUUUCUGUGGACACUUUCAUAGGAAAGGAGAUUUGUCCACCAGAUAGCACUAUGAUUUCCCCAUUCAAAGCAUGCAGCAAAAUGGCAGCCGUUUAGUUUUCUGUAAGGGUACUCUGCUACUGAAAUGAUGUGUGCAUCGCUACAGAUGGACAAUGGUGUCCAUACGGGGCGCCUCUCUUCGAAAUGUACACUGUGUUACGAACUAAUGCCAAAUAUUUGAGUUAUUUGACGAGGUGCUAUUUUGAAUUGCACAGUGGUGAGAAACUGGGUGAUUGGGCCCCGUAUGGACCUUUUUCACUUAGGGUGUACUCACUUUUGUUGCCGCGGUUUGAACAUUCAUUGCCGUGUGUUGACUUUUUUGAGGGGACAGUAAAUCAACACCGUUAUAAAAGCUGUACGCUGAAUACGAUGUAUACACAAAUAAUUUCUUCAGGGUUUUAUUUAUAUCAGUAGUAUAUUCUCGCGCUGCUGUUUUACUAUUGAAGGGUUAAAUCACGGCCAGUUCAGUCCCUGUACGACCGAUGUCUUGAGUUUGACAGAUUCGUUUGCAGUGAGGCUUGGACUCAAGCAAGUCUGCCCUUUGUCACCGAUUCUGUUCGGAACCUUUAUGGACAUAAAUUCUAGGCGCGGCCGAGGCGUUGAGGGCGUCCAGUUCGGUGGCCUCAGUGUUAUGUCUUUGCUUUCUUGCAGAUGUGCUUUUGUUGGCUUCAUUAGGCUCUGCAGUGAUGCGGACUCCGUAUCGGUCGGUCGUGCCGAAGAAGGAGCUGAGCCAAAAGGUGACGCUCUCCGUUUACCGGUCGAUCUACGUUGCUAGCCUCAGCUGCGGUCACGUGCUGUGACCGAACGAACAAGAACACAAGCGGCCGAAAAGAGUUAUUUUCAAAGGGACAUUUUUUUGUUGUUGCUGGGAACAAUUGUUUGUUUUGGUGUUUUGAGUAGCUUCGCCAGUUUAGACAAAUUUAAAGAACAAGUGAUUAUACAAAGAAGGGUUACUAUUUGUUGUUGCAGUUACAGUAAUUGCCUGGGCUGUGACUUGGAUGUUGAACAAUGUACUAUGUCUAAUAUUAAAGAAUGAAGACGCAACAACAACCGAGAUUACUCCAGUUUCCCCAAUUCAACGUUUGCGGGAUACAUAACAAAAACCGAAUGGUACAAAAUGUCCCAGGGUUACUAUUUUGGGGCUGCCGUUCUCAAGAGAACAAAAGAGGGCCGGGACUUGAGCGUUUAACACUACGUUCUUGACAAUAGCGACGCGAUUAACAUUUCAGUAAGCGAGGCGUCCUUGCAGAAAACAGUCAAAGGGGGACGUUUUGUGGGAUGCUUUGAAUGGGGGGAAGUAGCUCCAUCUGGUAGACAAAUGUAAAAAAGAAAUAAAUAAAUCAACCUUUACAUAAAGGAUUGUUAUAGUUUAAGAUGGAUGUGAAGUCAAAAAUGUCAUUCUCAAUGGGAUUUUUAUUUUAUUUUUUUUUACCUGGGAACAAAUGAGUCAGGUUUUAUGUUCCUUUGCUAUUGUAGACUAAUUUUAAGUAGCAACGUGACAAGAUUUCCCAAAAAUGACAGUCUGGUAAACUGCAGAGUCUGAUUGGAAUGGUCACUUCAGUCCAAGUACUACGCACCUAAAAAUUUAGAAAAGCAGAUGUGUUCCAGAGAAAUGGUGUUCCAAAUUACACUAAAACAGCAUAACUUGAUUAUUGUUUAUCAACAUACCCGUAUCUCCUCAACCCCUACGUUUCGUCUGCUAUUCAGGGAAUCCCUUCUCUGAUUGCUUGAAAAGUUUGUAAAAAAAAUAAAUAAAUAAAAAAUCCACCAAUAAACUCAUAUGGGCCCAAAUUCCAAAAGAGGUUCCCCCAAGUCGAGUCAAAAUUACUGCGAUGUUUCAAAUGGCAUCAUUUGCCCUAAAAACCUGACUUAAAUGGGACCAAUCAAUCAUUAUUCAUGAAAAGAGCAGUGUGGAGAGUAGAAUGGCUCAUGUACUUGAGCAAUAAAUUGUUUUCUCCUGAAUUUAUGUGCUAUGGAGGAGGUUUUAAGUGCCCAUUCCAUGGUUUUUAGAAAAUUCCACAAAGACGGCGGCCACUUGUCAUGUUGUCAUGCGACGGAAAACGCCACAACAACCAAGAAGUGUCCAGCUGCCUUAAUUUAACUUUCGUGGAUUACAUGAAUAAAUCUGAAUGGCACAAAAUGUACCAGGAUUCUAAUUUGUGGUGGCAGGUAUUUGGGUGCAAGAGAACAAAAUAGGGCUUGUCCUUGGGUGUUGAACACUACGUACUUAGUACGUUCAAUCCUGGGCAAAAAUCCACCGACAAAAUUGUGGCACGCUUAUCAUUUUGUCAUUUUGCUGCAUGCUUUGAAUGGGGGAAAUGUAACAUCAUCUGGUGGAAAAACAAAUAGACACGUUAACAAAAGAUCAAGAUAAAAGUUGAAUCAAGAACUUUAAUUUCAAUGGAAUGUUUUUGUCGUAGGAACAAGUGUGCCAGGUUUUGUGUCGCUUUGCCAGUUUAGGCUAAUUUAAGGAGCAGCAAUUACAUAAAGAGAGAGGGUAACAAUUUGGUGUAUUAGUUAUGUGAGGAAGAAAAACAAAAGAGGGCUGGGACUUGGAUGUCGAACACUAUGUACUUGAAAAUCUCAUGAUAGUGCCACAUGCUUAUUAUCACAUUAGGCAAGGCACUCUAGUUGUGCAAAACAGAAAAAGGUGCGACAUUUUGUUGCAUGCCUUGAAUGAGUGAAAUGUAGGGCCCUCUAGUGCAGUGAUUUCCAACCUUUAUGGAGCCAAGGCACAUAUUUUACAAUUGGAAAAUCUCACGGCACACCAACAAACAAAAAUGUCAUAAAAAGUGGAUACAUUCAUUACUGUGUGUACUUCCUGCCAUCUAAUAGAAGAGCAUUUAUUUGUUCUGUCUGUCAUUUUGCCUCACUGGCAUAAAUAGAUGAUAGAAGAUACAUUAUUUCUUGGAAAUAAAGAAUUUUUUGAGCAAUUAAGUAAAAUUAGAUAUAUCCCACGGCACACCUGAAGAGCGCUCACAGCACACUAACGUGCCCCGGCACACUGGUUGGGAAUCACUGCUCUAGUGGACAAAUUUACAAAUGUGAGUUGAAAGACGGUAGGCCUACUGUACACUAGUCCCUCAUUUAUCGCAGGGCUUACAUUCCAGAACCCCGACGAUAGACGAAAAUCUGCAAAGUAGUGAACAUAUAGUGUUACACAUAAUACCGAUACAAAUAUGCAUGUGAGGUGCAGGUAUUAUUUUUGUCCACAUGGGGUCUCCAUCUUCGCGUUCUACACUGUAGUAUCUGUGCUGUACAAAAUGCUGUGUACACGGCAACUUUAAAUGACAUUUUAUUACGUGGUGAAUAUAUUUGUCAACAGGGGGGUUCGCAAACUUCGCAUGUGGUAAUUGCUGCUUCUGUUUGAUAGCUAUGAACAAGCGGGAAAUACGACCCGCGCUGACACUUUGUCCCUACGAGCAGCGUGCCUAUGGCGAUGCUAAGCUAAUGGCGGCAUAGUGUCAGCGCAUUCCGUGUUUGUGGACAGCACGAAACCCAAAAUAAGAAGGAUACCAGCACAUUGUGCUGCAUAUGGUUGCACACGAUGCUGUACUGUUUCGACAAGCGAAAUGGGAGUAAUCUUUCAUCGGUAAGAGACUAAGAUUUAAAAAAAAAAAAGGUUUUGGGCUCUUUUUUUUCUCCUUCAAAUGUUCUGCAGUAAUAGCCCAUGCUUUGACGUUGACAAAACAGUGAAUACCUCAUGAAAACCGGCUGACAAAUGAGUAAGUUAUGAUUUAUUUUCAAUACACAUUGAUAGGAACGUUGCCCCCACCAACGUGGCCGCUACGUAGGCACGUGACUUAUCCGAGCUAGCGUCGCUAAUGUUUUCUAUUCAUGUCUAUGUAUUAUUUCUUAUACUUUGAAAUCAAUCCGCCAACUCCUCUCCAUUGGAUGCGACGUCUGACGUCACAGCGAUGCCGCUAAAUUCGAGUGCAUCGUUGACGUAAUUAUUAAAUAAAGGAGCAAUACAGCGACGCACCAAGCGACUGAUGUUAGCAACCCGGAUGUAAAAAAAAAAAAAUCAGCUAGCAAGUACCGAAUGGGCAAAGAAGCUUCGUAAAGUUUAAUUUUGCGACGGAAGACAUUGUCCAGCACUGAAUUCUCGACAGGAGCUUGAAUGGUAAGGCUCUGUUUUUAGAUGAAGAGACUCGUUAAGUUGUGUUUGCUUGCUGGGCUGGCUGAGUUGAGCACGAAACGUGCGUCAUGUGUUUUGAAUCAACUCCAACUCCUGCUUGCUGUGGAUUUCUUCAAUCGAUGUCAUGAUGUCAGUUGCACUUAAAAUAGAUGAUAGAGAUCAAACGAAAAUAAUUCCAUGAUUGAAGAAUUAAUCUGAAUGAAUACAAAUUUCUGUAAAAUAAAAUGUUAUACUAA